ACUCAACAAUGAAAGCAAUAAAAUCAGAAGACUUAUAUUUGAACAGGGCCAAAUUUGUAAUGAAAUACUUGGGAGUUUGGGUGCCGCCAUCAGACGAAACUGCAAUACAUAAAGCAUAUCGAAUAUUCAUGAUGUCCUUGCAGUAUAUAUUUUUAUUUUUCCAAAUUAUAUUCAUCGGACAGGUUUGGGGGGACUUGGAGGCUGUAUCCCAAUCUUCCUACUUGUUGUUUACUCAGGCCUGUUUAUGUUUUAAAGUUACCGUCUUACAAAUAAAUAUUAGUUCGCUUAAAGAUUUGCUAAAAAGAAUGAACCAUGAAAUAUUCUUGCCGCAAUCGAACGAACAUGAGAGGUAUAUACUAAAAGAAAACAUAUAUUUAGUUUAUCUUCAAAUCUUGAAGAUGCAGGCUAAAAAAAUUAAACGGUUGUUAUUGGCUUUCAUGAUCAGUUCGCAAACAACUUGCGGUCUGUGGGCCUUAAAACCACUUUUUGAUGAUGUUGGUAGUCGCAAGUUCCCGUUUGAUAUGUGGAUGCCUGUGAAACCAGAAUUUUCACCGCAGUACGAACUUGGUUACGCCUUUCAGCUGCUUACAAUUUGCAUGAGCGCCUACAUGUACUUCGGAGUGGACAGCGUCACGCUCAGCAUGGUCAUAUUUGCCUGUGCACAGCUGGAUAUCAUCAAGGAUAAGAUUUUGAGUAUUAAACCCAUACAAUUUGGCAGUAAGAAAGAAAGAAUUGCAAUUAUAGCUGAAAAUAAUAGAAAAUUAAUUGAGUGUAUAAAGCAACACCAGGCCGUCGUUUCGUUUACAGAACUUGUGGAAAAUACAUACCAUACGUUUUUAUUUUUUCAACUCGUUGGAAGUGUUGGACUUAUUUGUAUGUCUGCAUUACGGAUUCUAGUGGAGGACUGGCAGAGCAUGCAAUUCUUUUCAAUUUUGACUUAUUUGUCGGUCAUGAUCAGUCAGUUGUUCGUGUGCUGCUGGUGUGGACACGAACUGACGGCAACAAGUGAAAAUCUUCACAUAGUUCUAUACCACUGUAUCUGGUACGAGCAGGACAUGAAGUUCAAGCGAAUGCUUUGUUUUGCCAUGAUGCGUAUGAGCCACCCAAUAGUUUUGCGCGCUGGUCAUUACAUCAGCUUGUCGAGGCAGACGUUUGUGUCUAUUCUACGAAUGUCCUACUCGUACUUCGCUGUUUUAAAUCAAACAAUAUUGCUGUUAACGAAAGCUGGCAAAGUGAAAAAAUUAUGCAACAUUUUCUUAGUUAAUGCAUUAAUAUCUUGCACACUGUGGACCAUCAUGCCCUGGUUCGACAGCCCGGAAAUCAGGAGUUUUCCUUUUAAGAUUUGGAUGCCUCUAGACCCAUUGAAGUUUUCGGAGUUUAUAAUGGGCUAUCUAUAUCAAGUGAUUAGUAUCUACAUCAGCGCCUUGCUAUUCUUCUCCGUUGAUAGCAUCAGCCUCUCCAUGAUCAUGUUCGGCUGCGCACAAAUAGAAAUCAUUAUAAAUAAAAUACAAAAGAUACAAAAUGCACCAAUUUCGGCGAAAUUGAAAAAAGAGGAAUAUAGUGAAAUAAUCGAAGGCAAUAAUAAGUUAUUUGUUGAAUGUAUUCGCCAGCACCAGGCUGUUAUAAGAUUCAUUGAAUUAUUGGAAAACACAUAUCACGCGAACAUUUUUUUCCAAUUAAGCGGUACAGUUAUUAUAAUCUGUGUCAUAGGGCUCUGUAUUACUAUUGCAGAAACAAGCAGCUUGCAGUUUUACUCGAUGUUGGUCUACAUGGUCACCAUGCUGUCCCAGUUACUGCUCUACUGCUGGUGCGGAAGCGAACUCACAACUACAAGCGAAAAGUUGCGCGAAUGUUUGUACCAAUGUCCAUGGUACGAAAAGGAUGCAAAGUUCAGAAGAUCUCUUCUCAUUGCGAUGGAGACAAUGAAAAGACCAAUUAUCUUUAAAGCCGGUCAUUACAUUCCCCUUUCGCGGCCUACUUUUGUAUCUAUUCUACGAACAUCUUAUUCGUAUUUCGCUGUUUUGAAUCAAGCCAAUAAUAAAUAGCUCUAUGAGGCUUAAACGGGUCCAAAUAACAAUAUUCAUUAAAUGUUGUAGAAUGUAGAUGAAAUAAAUUAUUAAUAACA
Vanessa tameamea is the source of this 2125-nucleotide messenger RNA. RefSeq names its product odorant receptor Or1-like (gene Or-16). Gene Ontology annotation, biological process: sensory perception of smell; detection of chemical stimulus involved in sensory perception of smell. Gene Ontology annotation, cellular component: plasma membrane. The transcript has 16 exons. The coding region runs from base 9 to 2045 and encodes 678 amino acids. The record is from RefSeq and is a predicted model, not a curated record. Lineage: Eukaryota; Metazoa; Arthropoda; Insecta; Lepidoptera; Nymphalidae. Gene Ontology annotation, molecular function: olfactory receptor activity; odorant binding.